Messenger RNA from Neopsephotus bourkii (Bourke's parrot), 1504 nucleotides. It is a transcript of the gene RSPH14, whose product is annotated as radial spoke head 14 homolog. The transcript is spliced from 7 exons. The coding region runs from base 396 to 1418 and encodes 340 amino acids. Gene Ontology annotation, molecular function: protein binding. The record is from RefSeq and is a predicted model, not a curated record. NCBI's taxonomy places the organism in Eukaryota, Metazoa, Chordata, Aves, Psittaciformes, Psittacidae.
AGGGGCCGCGCCUCAGCCCCGUCCAGCGCCUCAGCCCCACCGCGCGCAGCCCUCCCCGUCCCACGCCAGCAGCGGCCCCGGCUUCCAAUUCACCAACUACGCUCCUUACGCUUCUCUCUCACAGCAGCAACCGUCAAACGCGUGGUCGGUAGAGACUUAAAUCAGAGAAGACAAUUCAGCUGAUGAACAGACAUUAAUCCUGAUGACCAUAAAACAUUUCUGCCUCUUUCAUAGCUUCCUAACAAUGAACGUAUGCUAAAGUAGCUCUUCUGGGACAUAGAACACCGUUAAAAGUCGGUAGUAGUCCUUUUGGUACAUCAUCUGUCCAGUCACCACAUACAGUCAUUUUGGAGUAUUUUUAGGGAGAGGGAGAAUCCUUCCCAGGAAAAUUCAGGAUGGCACAUGCUCGUAUAUCAGCCAACCUCCCCCCUAAUAUAGAUCCUAUGAAAGCUCCUAUUGCUUUUGGAAGGAGGGGCCUUCCUAAACUGAAUGAGGAGUUGCAGUCUCCUGAGCUGCUGACUCAGCAGCGGGCACUGAUGGCGCUCUGUGAUAUGGUCCAUGACCCACAAAAUGUCUACCAGGCACUAGAAUUAGGAGUUUUGAAUAAUCUGAAGACUUUGCUGGUACAUCAGGUCAGUACUGUCCGACAAAAAACAACAGAAAUCCUUCAUAUAAUGACAACACAUAAUGUUGGCAGGCAUGGGCUGAUACAAAAUGGAGUGAUUUCUGCCCUCGCUGAGCUCUUGGAUGAUCCAGUAGAUAUCUGUCGGAAGAACACACAUCUCGUUUUUGAGUAUAUGUCAAAAUUAUCUGAAGGCGCUGUUGGCAUACUGCAUGCCGGUUUGAUUCCCCUACUUGUAUCCAAACUGAAGAACGAGUUGGAGGAAAUCCAGGAGCUAAUCCUUGGUACACUCUCCAACUGUCUGCGUGUGGAGGCUUCUGAAGCUCUAGCAGCUGAUGUUAUCACUGUCCUGAAGGAAAAGCUCACACACUCAUCAGUGGCCACCAGAAGCAAAGCAGCUUGGGUCCUCUUAGAAAUCAGUACUCAUCCAGAAGGGAAAAAUGAGGUGUGUGAAGAAGUUAUUCCUGUGCUGGUGAGCCUGCUUGAAGAUUCAGAUCCUGAAGUCCAAGCCAGUGCAACAGGAGCACUGAUGUUUGCUACUAUCAAACCUCAGGGGCGAUUCUCAGCCCUAGGGGCUGGAGCCAUCCCACCUUUGCUGGAGCUGGCUGCUGAGGAAGGUGGCAAAGCCCGGCUGAGUGCCAUCAAAGCCCUCACCAUGCUGGCUGAGCUACCAAAGGGGCGCCAGACUCUCCUCAACCAUUUAGAUACGUUUCAGCAGUGUCUGAAGGAUCCCAGCAAGGCAGUGGAAAGAGCUGCCAAAAUUGCCAUCAGUGUCAUCCAGUGGAAACCUUACUGAAGAUGUGAAGUUUCCUAGAGAUCUGUUGCCCUCUGUUGUUGUCUGGCUGUAAAAGUUGCAUGAUUAAAUAAGCCCUUCCUUCAAAA